UCACGCGCUAGCGGAGCAACUGCCAUUGAAAUGCAUCUCAAUCUCUCCAUAUAUAAUAGAAGGCGAGAGGAAAUCUGGCGUAACGUUUCCAGGUGUAGGAAGUGAACAGUGCGAGUGACACUAUUGUAAAGAUGGAGUUUAUUAAAGAGGAGAGUGAAGACACGAGUGAUGCAGAAACAUGCAGAAUGAAUGAUGAAGAAACUGAGGAACAGAGAGACAUGAUGGAAGUGAAAGUGGAGUGUGAAGAACUGAAUGUAGUGGAGGAGGAUCAUCAAUAUCAGAGACCUCAGAAGGUCAUAACAGGAGAAAAGCCGUCACAGUCCGAAAGCGAUUUCUCCCAGAAAAGAACAGGAGCCAAAAAAGCACCAUUCAUCUGCCCUCAGUGUGGGAAGUGUUUCACACUCAAAGUGAACCUCAAAAGCCACAUCAAAAUUCACACCGGAGAGCGUGAUUUCACCUGUAUGCAGUGCGGCAGCAGCUUCUUCAAAAACACCGAUCUGAAGAGACACCUGCAAACACACACCGGAGAGAAGCCGUUCAGCUGCCCUCACUGCGGCAAGAGCUUCACACGCAAAGAGAGCCUGGAGAAUCACAUCCGGAUCCACACCGGAGAGAAGCCUUUCACCUGCCUGCUGUGCGCCAAGAGCUUCAUACGCAAAGGACACUUUAAGAACCACAUGCGCAUUCACUCCGGAGAGCGUCCAUUCACGUGUCACAAGUGUGGGAAGAGCUUCACGCAGGCCACCAUCCUCAAAAACCACCAGCACUCGCACUCGGGAGAGAGACCGUUCAGCUGCGGCCAGUGCGGUAAAAGCUUCAUUUCAGCGAAGCACCUGAAGAUCCACCAGAAAAUUCACCGGAAGCUUUUCUUGUGCUCUUUCUGUGGAAAGGUGUUCUCGCAGCUGGGCUACCUGAAAGAGCACCAGAAAAUACACAGCGGCGAGAAAGCUCACAUGUGCUCGGUGUGCGGGAACAGCUUCUCUAGAGCCAAAUAUCUGAAAGAGCAUCAGAAGAUCCAUACGGGAGAGAAACCCUACAAGUGCUCACAUUGUGACAAGAGCUUCAGUCAGUCAGGGAACCUGAAAAUACACGAGAGAGUUCACACCGGAGAGAAGCCGCACCACUGCCCGCCAUGUGGAAGGAGUUUCGUCACAUCCAGCGCUCUGCUGUCUCAUCGAAGGAAAUGUCGCCAAAAGUUGCCGUAGAGAGCAAGAGUCAAUAGUGUGAAAUUCAGAUGAACUGAAGUGUCAUUGUGCAAGAUCAUUUGCUUCUACAUCUCUGUGCACAGCUACAUUAAUUGUUAACAUUACAUGUUAACUGUGUAUAGUGGCAUUCAUUUCCAUCCACAUAUUUAUAUGCGAACUUUGAAAUAUUGCAAUAAAAAGUGUUGUAUGGAAACACCAAGAUGCACAUAAAUUCUAAAAAUGUGCAUAAAAAAACAUAUGAGCUCAACAGAGGCGGAUAAUUGUUUUUUCCAAUAAGAAGACAUGCGCAUAAACUAAGAUGAAAGCUACAACUGAAACACAUUUAGCGAAUAAAUCCCUCGAUGCGUAACAGAAGCUCACAUACCUUUGCCUCAACAGAGGCUGUGAUUGGAUAAGUGGACUAACCAGCGGACCAAUCGCAUCUCAGCAUCUCAAAUGUUGGUUUGGUGGCUCUGAAAUGCCUGAGCCAAAGUCUGUCAUCAGAAUGAUUUGGUUUAAUUCCCUCCAGAAGUGUCUCACGUGAGCAUCCGAAUGCAAGAGAACAUGACAGCGUUUAUUGUGUUUCAUCUGCCGCUCUGAGACGCAACUCAUUUAUGAUGCAGGAAAAAAAGAGCCAAUUGCAGCAACUUACAUUUUUAUUACUAAUAUUUUGCACCAACUUCCCAGGAAGUGACAAUUUUGUUCUCUUGAACACAUGGAAUGGAUUUUUUUUCGUAAAUGUUUUAUGCCAUACUACAAUUUUGCACAUAAGUUAAAUAGCUAAUGUUUAACAUAAGUCUAUUAUUUCUCAAUGCAUAGCCUUAACGAAUCAAGUAUAAAUGUUAGCUUGUGAGAGGAGGUGAAUGGAAAAGACCUACAGUGAGAAUAUAAGGAGAUCAGAACGGAAGCCUAACCAGUCAACAGCUGCAGUGUUGAUGAAAAUAUGAAAUAAGGAUCUUUGCAAUUUCAUUUUUGGCUGAAUAGAGUACAUUAAUAUUAUUUUCAAGAACACUAUGGUGUAGUCUUGUAUGUUAUGAAUUGAAAUGUCCAUAAAUGAGAGCAAGAUAUUGUACAGAGCUACUCAUCUAAUGAGCACAGAGGACAGAUGUACUUGAGUUCAGAAGAUGUUCAGUAUUGUUCCAACAAUGUAUCUCAGUUCUGUGGUAAUAAACCUUUUUUCCCCACAACACUCCAUCAGAUCUCUAAUUUCACCAGCAGAUACACACACUAUUGAGAAAAGAUUAAACUGCUUUAAGGUAUCCUGCAUGAAAUGCCUUCAGACUUUCUAGAAAACUUCCAUGCUUUCACCU
Molecule: messenger RNA, 2494 nt
Organism: Megalobrama amblycephala (Wuchang bream)
Lineage: Eukaryota; Metazoa; Chordata; Actinopteri; Cypriniformes; Xenocyprididae
Product: gastrula zinc finger protein XlCGF8.2DB-like
Exons: 3
Coding region: 132-1205 (357 amino acids)
Biological process (GO): regulation of transcription by RNA polymerase II
Cellular component (GO): nucleus
Molecular function (GO): DNA-binding transcription activator activity, RNA polymerase II-specific; RNA polymerase II cis-regulatory region sequence-specific DNA binding
Source: RefSeq, a predicted model, not a curated record